Molecule: messenger RNA, 2830 nt
Organism: Pelodiscus sinensis (Chinese soft-shelled turtle)
Lineage: Eukaryota; Metazoa; Chordata; Testudines; Trionychidae
Source: RefSeq, a predicted model, not a curated record
ACAGCCCUGGCUGGACUGAUGGAGUCGGGGUUGGUCCUGCUUUGGCAAGUGUUGGACUCGAUGCCUCCUGAGGGUUCUUGGGAUUCUAUGAUUCUCCUCUCCCGCAUGAACUGCCCUCUCAUUGGCCGUCUCUCCUCCCUAGGACAGCUGCUACGACACAUAGGCCACAGCAUGGCCCUUGUUGGUCCAGAUAUGCCGCAGCUGAGGUGGCAGGGCGAUGCUCAAGCUGAAAUCGAACAUGCUAGAUUUUCCAAUGUGGUCAGUAUAAGGAUGGGUCGGGGAUGGGGGCUGACCCUGCGGCCGAGCGAGCUCAGAAAACCCCCAAGACCGUGGAAUCUCUCAAGGCAUUACCAGCAACGUUCAGUGAGACCGAUUCCCGGGGUCCUAACAAAGGGGAUUCCUCUGGGAGUCCGAGCAGGCCACGGUGGCAACAGGGGGGUGCGGUAGGAAAGAGAGCGAGUAAAUCUGACUGGGGCCGGCCGAAAAGCCAGCCGAGAGAGAAACCCCACCAGUGCCCUCAGUGCGGGAAAAGAUUUGCUCACAGCUCCCACCUCAUCACCCACUGGCGCGUGCACACGGGCGAGACGCCCCACCAGUGCGCCGAGUGCGGGAAGAGGUUCAAACACCGCUCCUCCCUCAACACGCACCGGCGCGUGCAUACCGGCGAGCGGCCCCACCAGUGCACCGAGUGCGGGCAGCGCUUCCGGCACAGCUCCCACCUGAGCACGCACCGGAGAGUCCACACUGGCGAGAAACCCCACCAGUGCGCCGAGUGCGGACGGCGCUUCCGGCACAGCUCUUCCCUGAGCACGCACCGGAGAGUGCACCUGGGCGAGAAACCUCACCAGUGCGCCGAGUGCGGCCGGCGCUUCCGGCAGAGCUCCCACCUGAUCACCCACCAGCGCGUCCACACGGGGGAGAGGCCCUACCGGUGCGCCGACUGCGGGAAAACCUUUGCGGGCCACUCAGCCUUCGCCACCCACCAAUGGAUCCACACCGGAGAGAAGUCCCACACCUGCACCGAGUGCGGGAAGCGGUUCCGGCACAGCUCCUCCCUCGGGGCCCACCGCCGAGUGCACACGGGCGAGAAACCCCAUCAGUGCGCUGAGUGUGGGAGGUGCUUCCGGCAGAACUCGCACCGGGAGAGCCCCUUCCGCUGCCCAGGCUGUGGGAGAGGGUUCAGCCAUGGCACAGAGCUCAUCCGACACUGCAGGAAGGUGCCCGUGACGUUCGCGGACGUGGCUGUGCACUUCACGGAGACGGAGUGGGCCCUUCUGGGCGAGGGGCAGCGGGAGCUCUACCGAGACACCAUGCUGGAGAACUACGGGAACGUGGCCUCUCUGGGGAUUCCCACUCACAAGCCCGACUUCAUCUCCCGCCUGGAGCGACGGGAGGAGCCCUGGGUCCCCGCUGCCCAGGGCCCGGAGGAGCUGCAGACCCUGAGAGGUGCCUACGCAGCUGGGAGUCCCACCUGGAGGGAGCACGAAGCCGCGGGCACCCCCUGGAGCUGCGCAGAGAGGAAGCCUGUUCGUGCACUGGCUGGGGGGCACGUCGCAGCGGAUGUCACGUCAGAGGCACCCCGCCGGAUAGAAACCAGCAGGGCUGUGGCAUCACAGGGCAUUCGAGGCAGGUGGUCAGCCGUAAACGGAAACAGCCCAUUCCUGGAAGGAUUCAUUGCUUAGGAAUCAUGCAACGGGAGGCAUUGGUGGGAAUCGGAAGGAAAGGAUUCCUGACUCCACCACCGGCCUGCUGGGCACCUUGGGCAAAUCCCUGCCAUGCCCUGCCUCAGUUUCCCCAGCAGGAAAAUGGCGAUAACGUUACCGACCUUUGUAAAACACGUCUGAAGCCUAGUGAUGAAAAGUGCUUGAUGAGAGCUGGGUCUUAUUUCAUUUCAUGAUUAAGGAGCAGCAUGUAGGGCUAUUGAUCAUUGCAUGGGGCAAGUGAUCAGGGCUUGAUUACAUUUGUCAUGCACCAACAGAAUAAUGUCCAAACGCGUAUCGUUAUCUCCACGCUUGGCGCUUCAAAGGGGCCAGCUCAGCAAAGUGGAAACCAGUUUUGAGCCAAGUGAGCUGGGAGAAAGGAUUUAAUCAGGGAAUUGGGAAUGGUUCUUUGGAUAAGAACGUUGUACGAGAGGCCCAAAACCCCACAUUCCCCGAGCAAGAAAGAAGGCUAUCACAAGUGCAAGAGAAAAACAACAACUUGGUUAGAGGGGAAGCGAAAGCAGCUAUUAAAAAAACCCCUUAAUAGCUAACAUCUGGGGGAAAUAAGAAUUAGAUGCUAAGAAUUGUAGAAAAUAGCUAAAGGAAGCAAAAGGACGCAAGGAGAUUAUCUACGACCAGCAAAGUUAAGGACAAUAAAGAACACAUUUUAGGAGUAUUCAGAACAAAAGGAAGUCGAAUGAUGGUAUUUAUCCAUUGUGAGGUGGAAAUGGGAGAGCUGAGACUAAUCACCUAGAAGAGGCAGAAGUGUUCAAUAAACAUUUCUGUUCUACAUGUGGGGAACAGCCAGAUAAUGUAGCCAUGUUUUAUGAUGACAAGAAAUACUGCUUGUUCCAGCAGUGACUAAGGAGGAUGUGAACUGCAGCUACUUUUAAAGCAGCAGCUCCAGAUAGCUUGCAUCCAAGAGUUUUAAAAGAGCUGGCCAAGGAGCCAGCUUGCCCAUUAAUUCUGAUAUUUGAUGAGUCUUACUAAUGGGGGAUGUUCCAGAGGCCUAAUGUUGUGCCAGCAUUUUAAAAGGUUGAUGGGAUGAGCUAGGGGACUACCAGACUGACAUUGGCAUAGGUGUAUAGAAACCAGAGCACCUCAAACGAAAUAAAUAAAGAUAUACCUAU